AAGUUAAAAAAAAAAAUUGGGAAUCUAAGGAGGUGGGGGACCCUGAGAGGGGGGUCACAAAGAGUGAGAAAUGGCCACCAGGCGUUUAACCGACGCUUUCUUGUUGUUGCGGAAUAAUUCCAUCCAAAACCGGCAGCUGUUAGCCGAGCAAGUGAGUAGUCACACCACCUCCAGCCCUCUGCAUUCACGUAGCAUUGCUGCGCUUGCUGAUGACCGCAUGGCACUGGUGUCAGGCAUCAGCUUAGAUCCAGAAGCAGCAAUCGGUGUGACAAAGCGGUCACCUCCAAAGUGGGUGGAUGGAGUAGAUGAGAUACAGUAUGGUGUUGGCCGGAUUAAGCAGAAGAUGAAGGAGUUAGCCAGCCUUCAUGACAAGCAUCUGAACAGACCCACCCUGGACGACAGCAGUGAGGAAGAGCAUGCCAUCGAGAUAGCCACCCAGGAGAUCACACAGCUCUUCCAUAGGUGUCAGCAUGCUGUGCAGGCCCUUCCCAGCCGGGCACGAAGGGCCUGCUCCGAGCAGGAAGAGCGGCUACUGCGGAACGUGGUGGCCUCCCUGGCACAGGCCCUGCAGGAGCUGUCCACCAGCUUCCGGCAUGCACAGUCCGGCUACCUGAAACGCAUGAAGAACCGAGAGGAAAGAUCACAGCAUUUCUUCGACACAUCGGUGCCACUGAUGGAUGAUGGAGAUGAUGCCGCCACUCUCUAUGGUCAGGGCUUCACGGACGACCAGCUGGUACUGGUAGAGCAGAACACACUGAUGGUGGAGGAGAGGGAGCGAGAGAUCCGUCAGAUUGUACAGUCUAUUUCUGACCUCAACGAGAUCUUCAGGGACUUGGGAGCCAUGAUUGUGGAGCAGGGCACAGUCCUCGAUAGAAUUGACUACAAUGUUGAACAGUCCUGUGUCAAGACGGAAGACGGCUUGAAGCAGCUCCACAAGGCAGAGCAGUACCAAAAGAAGAACCGGAAGAUGCUUGUGAUCUUGACAUUGGUUGUCAUCAUCGUUGUCCUCAUUGUGGUCCUCAUCGGUGUAAAGUCUCGCUAGUGGCACCAGGUUUUUGAGAGUGCUACUGCAUGGAUUCCUUGGGAGUGAGGGCUUGGCUGGCGCCCCACCACUGCACUCCCUUCAGAGCGCGGCCCACUGACUCAGCAAUGGGCAGUGGACCUUCUCGUGGACGCCUCCCAGCUGGUGGACUGGAGUGCAGGCACGGCCUUGUGUUUCCAUCUCUGUCCAGAGUUUAAGAACUUGAUGCUGUUGCUGAAGAGACUGGCCUGUGACCAGCAUAAUAUGACCAUGUGUUUUAGAAGGUGAAAGGAGUGGAAAGUUUACAGGAGUUGCUGAAGUUUCUGCGUGAUAUGUAUACGCUCAUUUUUAGCACUCGUGUCUGAAUACCAUGUUAAAUAAUUUUUGGGGAAAUUUUUUUUUAACCAUCUGGUUUUUAAGAAGUUUGGUACCAAAAAUUUAUGAGUAGAGGCAAAUGCCUCUUUAUCUUCCCAGAUGAAAACAAACCAAGAAGUCCUUCAAGGAUUUAUACUCCUUUCCCAUUAACUUAAUUUAGCUUUCCAUCACUGUUAACGAUCAGAGUAACAAAGUGUGAAAAAUAAGAAACUAUCAUUGAUGUUAAUUAACACAUUUAGACGGGCCAGUUAAACCAGCUUCAUGGGUUUAAAUCAAUUGUAAAUAGUGUCUUUCUCAUUCAGAAUUUUGCAUUGCAUUUUCUACUGUAAACCAAGAGAGGUUACUAAGCAAACCCUCUGGAAUCAGAAAGUUGGUCAUUUGAACCAACCUCACAUUAUGAGAAAGCUUGACAGUGUCACGAACUAGAUUGAGCCUGUGUCCCCAGCCAUCCUUACUCAGUCCAUUACUUACAUUCUAGCAACGUAAUGACCUGUCCAAACCUGGCUCCAUUUAAUGAACUGUGAAUUUACACAGAGGCCAUUUUAAAUGGGUCACCCCAUUUAGGAUUAGUGGAUCUCGAAUUAUUAACCAAACAUCACUCCAUUUCAAAGUAAAAUAUUCUACUCAUGAUUUGACUUAUCGACUCUUCCGUUGCCACUUAGCAAUGCCAAGAAAGCAGUAAUAUUCCUGAGGACAGUGAGAACCUCAACUAGGGAAACCCUGUGUCUGUCUGU
Molecule: messenger RNA, 2130 nt
Organism: Acomys russatus (golden spiny mouse)
Lineage: Eukaryota; Metazoa; Chordata; Mammalia; Rodentia; Muridae
Gene: Stx16
Product: syntaxin 16
Exons: 8
Coding region: 71-1042 (323 amino acids)
Biological process (GO): vesicle-mediated transport; intracellular protein transport; vesicle fusion
Cellular component (GO): membrane; SNARE complex; endomembrane system
Molecular function (GO): SNARE binding; SNAP receptor activity
Source: RefSeq, a predicted model, not a curated record